CUACUGUCCGUUGUUUCAUACAGAUCAUUACCAUUUGAACUUAGCAUACUCUUAAGAUAUUUGCAUUCCUUUGAUCUCGUCUACCCACAACCGGGAAACAUUCAUUUUCUACCCACCAAUACCAACACCGCAAACCUCCACUCAAACCACCACCAACCACAACCGCACCCCAAAUCUCCUCCGAAAAGAACAUGUCCUCAAAUGUCGGCUUGACCACUCCCCGCGGUAGCGGCACAUCUGGCUAUGUCCAGCGCAACCACGCCUUCAUCAAGCCGCGCAACGCGGGCUACGGCGCGCCAUACCCGCCCAUCUCUGAAGACGGCGGGUUUAAACAACGACAGCCUGAUAGGAAGAUCCUGGAACAUGAUCGGUUGAGAGGAAUUGAGGUUAGGGUUAUGGAAGAGAGGGAGAGGUUGGAGGAGGAGAAUGAACGGGUUGAGGAGGAGUUGGCUGAGGGGAAGAAGGGUGGGAAAGGAAAGAAUGAUGAGGAUGAGGAGGAUAAGGAAGAAGGCGAAACAACAAAGAAUGACAACGAAAACAAGAAGAGGGUCCUGUCAAAUGAAGAAAUCGACGAACGCUGCGAAUCCCUCCGCCAGAAGCUACUCAAAGAACUCGACGACGAAGCCAACACCCCCUCUGAUAGCCGUGACCGCCGCGGUCGUCGCGCUGCACCGAAAGAAAAGAAGCAGUUCAAGGCGUAUCAGGUGCAUGAGCUGGCGGAGGCGAAGAUCGAGGAGAGUGAGCGGUUACGGAAGGCGUUGGGGAUUCGGGAAGAUAGGGAGACGGGGGAGAUUUCUAGUGGGUGGAGAGAUACUCGGGAACGGCGGUGAUUUCUGGGCUGUAGGGGGUUUAUUUGUGAUGAGAUGGACUGGAUGGAUGUAUUAGGGAUGGUAUGGCGUUUGGUGUUCGUUGGUUUCUAUGUGUGUAACUAUGCAUUGCAUUUGUUUUAUGGAAUGGUGAAGUGAGAUUUUAGCAUGGCUGCCGUUUAAUUGAUCUGUGAUUCUGUGU
This is a messenger RNA of Aspergillus ruber CBS 135680, 1008 nucleotides long. It is a transcript of the gene cwc21, whose product is annotated as U2-type spliceosomal complex subunit CWC21. The record is from RefSeq and is a predicted model, not a curated record. Bases 192 to 830 code for a protein of 212 amino acids. The transcript has a single exon. NCBI's taxonomy places the organism in Eukaryota, Fungi, Ascomycota, Eurotiomycetes, Eurotiales, Aspergillaceae.